AUGCGUCUACCUAUCCGCCCUUUCCCAUCCACCCUCCCCAAGCUUCUUCUCCGCCCACGCCUCUACUCAACAUCCCCACCUUUAAUAACAAUAACAGACAUCCCCGCGCCAUCAACCGGCCGGAUCCGCAUCCUCUCGCUCGCGCGCCCCUCAGCACGUAACGCCAUCUCGCGCGCCCUCCUACAAGAACUUCGCUCGAGCAUCGAUGCUAUAGCCGCCGAAUACGACGCCGAAGGGAACGAGGUACCGCAGAAGGCAAGCUAUGGCGGGGCAGCGGGGGUAGAUGGAAGGGGGCCGACGAGGGCGUUGAUUCUGGCUAGUGAGGUGGAGAGCUGUUUCUGCGCUGGGGCUGAUUUGAAGGAACGGAGGGGUUUUACUGCUGAAGAAACCCAAGCAUUCCUCCUAAACCUCCGCACAACAUUCACCGCCCUCUCCCUCCUCCCCAUCCCAACCAUCUCCGCCAUAUCAUCCCUUGCCCUCGGCGGCGGUCUCGAACUAGCCCUAUGCACGCACUUCCGCGUCCUAGCCUCGACCGCCAUCGUCGCGAUGCCCGAAACCCGCCUCGGUAUCAUCCCCGGCGCCGGUGGCACCUACCGACUGCCAGCGCUGAUCGGGGUAGCGCGAGCCAGGGAUAUGAUACUUACGGGACGGAGAGUCAGUGCUGCAGAAGCGUAUUUCCUGGGGCUCGCGGAUCGGUUGGUGGAUAUUGAGGAGGGAGAUGUGGACGGGAAGGGGACGGGAAGGAGAGCGCAGGAGGGCGCGUUGGGGGAGGCUGUUAGGUUGGCGGGGGAUGUUUGUGAGGGUGGGCCCGCGGCGGUUAGGGCUGCGUUGGAGGCAGUGGGGUGGGCGAGGGAGGAGGUUGAGAAUAAGAUGUAUGAGAGGGUUAUGGGGACGGAGGAUAGGGAUGAGGCGCUGAGGGCUUUUGGGGAGAAGAGGAGGCCGGUCUUUACUGGGAGGUGA
This is a messenger RNA of Lachnellula hyalina, 960 nucleotides long. RefSeq names its product putative enoyl-CoA hydratase, mitochondrial. Gene Ontology annotation, cellular component: mitochondrion. Gene Ontology annotation, molecular function: enoyl-CoA hydratase activity. Gene Ontology annotation, biological process: fatty acid beta-oxidation. Lineage: Eukaryota; Fungi; Ascomycota; Leotiomycetes; Helotiales; Lachnaceae. The record is from RefSeq and is a predicted model, not a curated record. The transcript is spliced from 2 exons. The coding region runs from base 1 to 960 and encodes 319 amino acids.